Ectocarpus sp. CCAP 1310/34 is the source of this 1419-nucleotide messenger RNA. NCBI's taxonomy places the organism in Eukaryota, Phaeophyceae, Ectocarpales, Ectocarpaceae. The record is from the annotation of a GenBank genome assembly.
AUGCAGGUGCUUGCGGUCGGGUCGCGACUCAUUGUGCUCGGCGAAGUGGGCGAAGACCCCGAGGGCGCCGAAGGCGACGUCGUGCUACGGAAGGCUGCACCCUCCAGCAUCCUGGACCUGAAGACCACCUCCAUCUCCAGGCCGUUCGUGGCUUCCAUCAAGUCUGAGCAGGGUCUGCUGCAGGAGAUCGAACGGUCGGGGCGCAUAUACUUCUGGCUGGCGCUACCCUCCGUCGCAGUGGGGCUCGCCUUUGCCUACGUGGGGGUGCUGCGCGUGCUCGCCGCAAUCGAAGACCGCUCUGCGGAGCGCCCGGCUUUGACGGAGAGCGGGCACAGUGCCCCGCCCGCUUCGAAGGGGCUGCAAGGGUGGAGAAGGGGUUGAGAGUAGGCCUUGCCGUGACAUUUUCGUUAUCGGUGCACGGGUGGCCGGGAUCAUGACGUUUGACAGUGCGGUGUGUAGGUGAAGUUCAGGAGACUGAAUAUUUCGUCUUUUUUCGCAGCGCGGGCACGAGAUUGGUCACCGGUUGGAGCUGCCUCUGUUGUCGUACGCGUUUCAAUUCAUGGCCAUGACCUUGGCGUUGAUUGUUGUCCUCGCCUAGUUGCAACCCUCGCUCGACGUUCUUCGCACUGCUGUUAGGGCUGCAAGGUCGGGGGUCUUCCCAGCGUGUUCCCAAUCUGUCCGGUGUCCAAUGUCUACUAGCCGUCUCUAUGGGUGUGACGUUCAAGGCGCGACGUGAGGGCGAUGAUCCCGACAUGGAACGGCACGUUGGUCAUGGUCACGGGAUCGUGCGGCGUCGAGGAUGUGUUGAGAGUCUUGCGGCCUUGCUGUCGACGCUAACCACGUCGACCCUCCAACCCCUUGGAUUUUGUUUCCUUCGAAAUGUCGUCUUUGUGCCAACGACGUAUGGAGUGGAGUCAGCAAUAUAUCCUUGCAGGCCGGAGGGAGAGAGAGAGAGAGAGAGGGAGAGAGAGAGAGAGAGAGAGAGAGAGAGAGAGAGAGAAUGUUCAACGGCGUUGGUUCGGCCCUCGCCUCCCGCGGCAGAGCAAAGACAACGAAAGAACGAAAUUUUUUGUCGGAAAGCGGUGGAUAUCCAGCCGUUGUUCACGGGCUGCUGUGUGCUGUUCACUUUUUUUUGAGGAAAGACCGAGGGGGAAAGCGGGAGAGGGCGAUAGAGUAGGCGGAUGGACGGUAAUUCACGGCUGUGCGGGGAUUCGUCUCGACAUUCCGGGUGUAUAUCUGUAAAUCCAAAACGACGUCGGCGUUCUCGUUCUCUUGCACAGUCCCGUCGACGAUGCCAGUGCUUUUUCGCCGCGCACACAAUACGCUGCUUUUUCAUUUCUUGCAAUGAGACGAUUUAGAUGGGACGAUGAAGAAACUUCUCUGCUUCGAGGAAGCCGCUAACACCAUGAACCCCUGUUU